This is a messenger RNA of Monoraphidium neglectum, 711 nucleotides long. RefSeq names its product Translocon-associated protein subunit alpha. NCBI's taxonomy places the organism in Eukaryota, Viridiplantae, Chlorophyta, Chlorophyceae, Sphaeropleales, Selenastraceae. The record is from RefSeq and is a predicted model, not a curated record. The transcript is spliced from 7 exons. Gene Ontology annotation, cellular component: endoplasmic reticulum membrane; endoplasmic reticulum. Bases 1 to 711 code for a protein of 236 amino acids.
AUGAGGACGAUGCAGAUAUGUCUGCUGGCCGCAGUGCUGGCGCUGGUGGUGCCCGGCUCUACGGCCCAGCGUCCCGGCGACCUGCUCGGCAACCUGCCCCCGGCUGGGGAGCUCAGCGUAGCACACUACUUUCCUGAGCAUCCCGACAAGCAGUUCCCCGCUGGUGACAUCAUCAGCGUUGUUGUCAGCGGCCACAACACCGGCGCCAAGCCCAUGAACCUCUCGGCGAUCGUCGGCUCGAUCAACUCGCCCGAGAAGUAUGAGAUGUUCAUCCAGAACUUUACCAUCGGGCGCUACUUUGCGCCCCUGGCCCCCGGGGCGGAGGCUUCCAUCGAGUACAAGUUCAGGGCCGACCCCAUCCUGGGCAGCACGCCCGCGCGGGAGUUCAUCGUGGCGCUGCACCUGUUCUACGAGGUGGAGGGGUCCUACUUUAGCACCACCUUCUUCAACCAGACCGUCGACAUCACAGAGGCACCCAAGCUCGUGGACACGGACUUGAUCUGGCUGGUGGGGACGCUGCUCGCCGGCCUGGGCGCCGCUGGCUACUUUGCGUUCACCAAGCUGUCUGAGAAGCUGGGCCUCAACAAGGGCAAGGCCAAGAAGGCCAAGAAAGCGGAGGGCCCUGUUACCAUCGACGAGGACGACUGGGUCAAGGGCACCCACUACGAGGUGCAGAAGAGGCGGCGGGCGGCGGCGGCCAAGAAGGCGUGA